AUGUCUACGACUGAGAAUCAGCGCGACCCGUGGGUGACCCAUGACGCCGCGGGCAGCGCCGGCGGCGCGCACGCGGCCAACAUGGACUCUGAGCUCGCGUCCAUCGUCUCCUCGCUCUCGGCGCUCUCCAGCGUCUCCGCGCACCAACAGCAUGGCCAGAUCGGCAGCUUCCGGCGCGGCUCCUUCCACAGCAACCAGGGAAGCGACGUUGAAUCUGAGAUGCUUUUUCACACGCAGACCUCGCCUCCCAUCAAGCGCACAACGCUUUCUGUCGGCGGUAUGCCACUCGGCGGGCCCUCUGGCGUCAACAACCGCCUGUCGAAGAUGAAGAACUAUUCCGGAAGCCUCGCGGGCGGAAGUGUCUUGCAGCAGCAGCCGAUACAGGGCGGCUUCUUCGAACGGUUCGGCCGCUCGCUUGCCGAGGGCACGCGGGAGGUCGAACUCAACCUGGGCAGCACGUCCGGCAGAGCUUCACGCCGAGAGAGUAUGAACGCCAUGGACUCGCUUUCGCGCGCCACCACGAACUCAACCUUCCAGGGCGUUGCUAUGGAAGGGAGGAGAACGUCGGUGGCUUCCGAUGCCAUGGAAUCUCUCAGCGAAAACCUGAACAUGCAGCCCGAAGAGCCUGGCAAUUUGAACCAUCGCAACAUCUGGAAGGUCGCCGAGGCCCCGGUCUUCAGACCCCAAGCUUCCGAAAACUCUGGCAUGGAGCCUGCGUUCCCACAGCCGCCCGCCGAGGCUCUAAACCAACCUUAUGGAUUCUCGUACCCCAACUACUGGAAAAUGGGCGCACCUAUGAUUCCACUCGCAGUGCCCCCCUCGGAGCAGCUCAAGGCGGGCAAAGACUUUCCCGAGCCUUCUGCUGCGGGCGGCAAUGUCCCGGUCGAUCCCUCGUCGCAACCCUUUCCUCCAUUCAUGUUCCCCAACAACCCUUACCUGUUUUUUCCUCCAGGCGCCACUCCGCCACCGCCACCACAUCCCUUUCAGCCUGCUGCGAGCAACCCUAAAGACUUGCCAAAAGGUCCAAAUGCCAAGACUCAUGGAAACCCUUACUUGUACAACUCGCGAAACCACAAACCUGCCCGUGGGAGUCCCAGCGCACCGUUCCCUCCACAGCCUAAUCCGGCGGCGGCGGCAAACUCCAGCACGCCUCGUGGAAAGGGCAAAUACAACGUUGUGAGGUCACCCCUUCUAGAAGAAUUCCGCAACAAUUCGUCUGGAAAAGAGUACAGGCUUCCAGAUAUCUAUGGUUCGGCAUUGGAAUUUUGUAAAGACCAGCAUGGCUCAAGGUUUAUUCAGCAAGAGCUAGUGAAGGCCACCGAUACGGAAAAAGAAGUGAUUUUCAAUGAAAUCCGAGACGAAGCCAUAAACCUGGCAGAUGAUGUCUUCGGAAACUAUGUUAUUCAGAAAUAUUUUGAGCACGGUUUGAAGUCCCAAAAGGAUGUUCUUUUUGAAAAAUUCACUGGCAAGAUGGAGAAAUUGUCCCUUCAGAUGUAUGCAUGCCGUGUGAUACAAAGAGCUCUCGAAUGCAUCGACCUUGACCAAAAAGUCAUUCUUGUGAAUGAGCUUUCCGGAUGUGUGUUGAAAAUGAUAAAAGAUCAGAACGGGAACCACGUUAUCCAAAAGGCGAUCGAACGCAUUCCAAUUGAGAAGCUGCCUUUCAUAUUAGGGAGCCUAGAGGGUCAGAUUUAUCAUUUAUCUACACAUUCCUAUGGGUGCAGGGUGGUCCAGAGGCUUUUGGAAUAUGGCACGCUUGAAGAUCAAGAAAAAAUACUAGCUGAUCUUGACCAAUUCAUACCGUUCUUGAUCCAGGACCAGUACGGUAACUACGUGAUCCAGCACAUUUUGAAGCAGGGGCCCGAGACUGAUGAUACACAUAUUGGGAGAACUAAACAGAACAUUGUUGACAUCGUUUGCAAAAAUGUUGUGGAGUACUCGAAGCACAAAUUCGCUUCUAACGUUGUUGAAAAAACCAUGGUCUUUGGCUCACCUGCGCAAAAGAAGCAGUUUAUGGAAAAGGUGCUGCCGGAAAGUGCAGAGCAUGCCACUCGCUUGGAAGACAAUGCUCCCCUGAUCUUAAUGAUGCGCGACCAGUACGCCAACUACGUAGUUCAAAAACUGGUAGGGGUUGCCGAGGGAGAUGACAAAAAAGUCACAGUCAUUGCUAUCCGUUCGUACCUCGAGAAGCUGAACAAGAUCAAUGCUCUUGGAAACCGUCAUUUGGCUUCUGUCGAGAAAUUAGCUGCAAUUGUGGAAAAUGUUCAAGUCUAA
Messenger RNA from Lachancea thermotolerans CBS 6340, 2271 nucleotides. RefSeq names its product mRNA-binding protein PUF3 (gene PUF3). Gene Ontology annotation, cellular component: cytoplasm. The record is from RefSeq and is a predicted model, not a curated record. Lineage: Eukaryota; Fungi; Ascomycota; Saccharomycetes; Saccharomycetales; Saccharomycetaceae. The transcript has a single exon. The coding region runs from base 1 to 2271 and encodes 756 amino acids. Gene Ontology annotation, biological process: nuclear-transcribed mRNA catabolic process, deadenylation-dependent decay. Gene Ontology annotation, molecular function: mRNA 3'-UTR binding.